AUGGGUAACCAUGUAGAUGGUCUCAAGUUUGCAGGAGGUUCCUUUUCUCUUUUUGAGGAAAAGCCCUUGCGCGAACUGAUUGACCUGGCCCACGAACACGGUGUAUAUGUCUCGACGGGUGGAUGGGCUGAGCAUCUCCUUACGCAUCCCGACCCGAACGCCGUAUUCAACCGUUACCUGACAAAGUGUAAAGAUCUCGGCUUGGAUGUAAUUGAAAUAUCCUCCGGUUUUCUCUCAAUCCCAGAAGACGACUGGCUUCGUCUGGUCGACAAAGUCCACGCCUACAAGCUGGAAGCAAAGCCCGAGCUGGGAAUUCAAUUCGGUGCUGGCGGGGACACACCUGCUUCUGGACUUGAAGCCAUAGGUACUUCUGAUCCCGGUAAAUUGGUUAAUCUUGGUCAUAGAUUCCUUGAUGCUGGCGUGAAGCGGUUGAUGAUUGAAUCGGAGGGAAUCACUGAGAAUGUUCCCUCCUGGAGGACUGAUGUGGUAUCCCAGAUUAUGAAACAGCUUCCUUCUGAGCGGGUCAUGUUUGAAGCUGCUGAUCCCAAGGUGUUUAACUGGUAUAUCCGGGAGUUUGGCAUUGAUGUCAAUCUAUUUGUGGAUCACAGUCAGAUAGUGCAGUUGGAGUGUUUACGCUCUGGAAUUUGGGGGACUGCAGAUACCUGGGGGAAGAUUGUUUCAUUCCGCAACUAA
This is a messenger RNA of Penicillium nucicola, 693 nucleotides long. RefSeq names its product phosphosulfolactate synthase. Bases 1 to 693 code for a protein of 230 amino acids. NCBI's taxonomy places the organism in Eukaryota, Fungi, Ascomycota, Eurotiomycetes, Eurotiales, Aspergillaceae. The transcript has 4 exons. The record is from RefSeq and is a predicted model, not a curated record.